AUGGUAGGCACUUAUUUUCGAUUAAACAUAUUUCUAUCCAGUUUUGGCAUUUUUGUUCUCUUUUCAAAUGGAAAUAGUGUAUUUAUGUGGCAUCCAUCAAUACAACCAAAAACAUUUGGAAAUGAAUUAUCUCCACGAAAUAAAUUAAAUUUAUUCAAAUUAUCUGUGGCAGCUUGGCCAGAUGGCCAAACAAUAAUUUUAGCAGCUACACUAUUCAAAGCUAUUAAACAGUUAUUCACUAUUGCGUGGCUUGUACUCCUCUGCUACAUCGAAUCUAUUUGCAAUUUGUCUAAAAAUUAA
Messenger RNA from Macrosiphum euphorbiae (potato aphid), 300 nucleotides. Lineage: Eukaryota; Metazoa; Arthropoda; Insecta; Hemiptera; Aphididae. The record is from the annotation of a GenBank genome assembly.